UAUUCAAUCCCAUAUAUAUAUAUACACCACAAUAUCCCAUCUUUCAUCUUACACUCAUCCGUCCAUCUCUCAAACACCAAAACAAUUAACCACAAAACAUAAGACACACAAGUUAGAGAUCUCAUCAUGGAUGUCGUUUGUACGGAACAUCAAAUGAGGAAACCAACGGUGGAGAUACCUCCGAGGAAGCUUCUUUUAUCAUCCAAGAGUUUUCCGGCAGCGGAUUCUUCAUCCCCUCGUUCGCCGCGUAAACAUAACUGGAACAAAAGCAACAAAAUCACAUCUGAACACGAGGAAGACAGUUUCAACAACGAAGACAACAACAACAAGGAGAUUAAAGAGUACUGUUAUGACUCCGACUCUGAUGAUCCUUACGCAAGCGAUCAUUUCCGGAUGUUCGAAUUCAAGAUCCGACGUUGCACUCGUAGCCGAAGCCACGAUUGGACUGACUGUCCCUUUGCUCAUCCUGGAGAGAAAGCUCGCCGUCGUGAUCCUCGUCGUUUUCAAUACUCCGGUGAGGUGUGUCCUGAGUUUCGCCGUGGUGGUGACUGUAGCCGUGGAGAUGACUGUGAGUUUGCUCAUGGUGUCUUCGAGUGUUGGCUCCACCCCAUUCGUUACCGUACUGAAGCUUGUAAAGACGGUAAACACUGCAAAAGAAAAGUUUGUUUCUUUGCUCAUUCGCCACGUCAGCUUAGGGUUCUUCCUCCCGAAAACGUUUCCGGCGGCUCAGGUUCGCCGUCUCCAGCGGCUAAGAAUCCGUGUUGCCUUUUCUGUAGCAGCUCUCCAACGAGCACUCUUUUAGGUAAUUUGUCUCAUCUCUCACGUUCUCCAUCUCUGUCUCCACCUAUGUCUCCGGCUCACAAAGCCGCUGCCUUUUCACGUCUGAGAAACCGCGCCGCCUCUGCCGUUUCAGCCGCUGCUGCCGCUGGCUCAGUUAACUAUAAAGACGUUUUGAGCGAGCUGGUGAACUCGUUGGAUUCGAUGAGCCUAGCGGAAGCGUUGCAGGUUACUUCCUCCUCGCCGGUUACAACACCUGUUUCCGCAGCGGCUGCAGCGUUUGCCUCGUCCUGCGGUUUGAGCAAUCAGCGUCUUCAUCUCCAACAACAACAGCCAAGUAGUCCUUUGCAAUUUGCUCUUUCGCCUUCCACUCCAAGUUACCUAACCAACUCGCCUCGUGCAAACUUCUUCGGCGAUGAUUUCACUCCUCGACGGAGACAGUUGAACGAUUUCUCGACGGUUGCGGCGGUUAGGGACAAGACAAGUUUUGAGGAUGGUUCUUGUGGUGACCCUGAUCUAGGAUGGGUCAAUGAUCUCUUGACUUGAUUGAUCGACGGUGGAGAUUCGCCGAGAAGAGACCCGACUUUUGAGUAUGUAAAUUUCGGUGGGAGAGUUUUGAUCAGAUUCAUGGUCAGAUGGGAAUAAUCGGUUCGUACCGGUUUAGUCAAAUUGGGGAGAUUAAUAUUGUUCAAAUUUGUUUUGAAGAUUUUUUUUUUCUUACGAAUUUCCACGAAAGCUAAUUAAGAAGUGUCUUGUGUAUUUGUCUUAUUUCUUAGAUUUUUCUCUUUUCUGAUGGGAUAUUUUUACCAAAUAAUAUGUUGAACUUGUAAUAUCUUAGCUUGUGGAUUCGGAUUGUGCAAUAUUUCACCAUUUCUAUAUAUAUCGUCUCUUUAAUGUA
Molecule: messenger RNA, 1675 nt
Organism: Camelina sativa (false flax)
Lineage: Eukaryota; Viridiplantae; Streptophyta; Magnoliopsida; Brassicales; Brassicaceae
Source: RefSeq, a predicted model, not a curated record